AUGUCGACCGAUCUCGAGUGCGGGUCUGAGAGGCUGGGCCGCUACACAUGCAAGGAUGCCCCACGCCCGAGUGUGUGCUGCGCCAACGGCUGCUGCGCCAUCUCACCUUAUGAGGUGGACAUAUACACGGGACUGCCGCUGUGGCUGCGCAUUGCCGUGGCAAUUUUGGCUGGUUUGGUCAUGGUGCUGCUGUUCGUUUUUUGCCUCUAUCGCGAUCGCCGCGCCCUGCGCGCGUACAGACUUCUCGAUAACGAGAUGGUGGAAGAACGACGGCAGCAGCUGCAACAGGAAGAGCUUCAGGCGCUUCAUCCCACCGAACCGCGGCAUGGCGAGAAUGAAGCUUCGCGCAUGCCGGACGCACAGAGCUACCCACCGCUCCGCCGCGCAGCAUGA
Leishmania braziliensis MHOM/BR/75/M2904 is the source of this 393-nucleotide messenger RNA. RefSeq lists its product as hypothetical. The transcript has a single exon. The record is from RefSeq and is a predicted model, not a curated record. The coding region runs from base 1 to 393 and encodes 130 amino acids. Lineage: Eukaryota; Euglenozoa; Kinetoplastea; Trypanosomatida; Trypanosomatidae.